CUUUCUUCAUCAACUGCACUUUUUAUCACUUUUCCCAUUAAUUUAUUCACCUUCUCUCCAACAGCUCAGCACCCAAAAUCCCUAUCUUUUCUGCUCAGAGCGCCAUUUCCUUCGAGAAAGAAACCGGCUGUUGGAUGCCUUUUCAUGCUGAUUCGGGCAAAGGAAGUAAAGAUUAUAGCUUAGUGCGAACUGAUUUGCUGGAUUUUUCUGGUCUUCUUCUUCUUCUUCUGGCUUGAUGUGUUAUUAAUUUUGGGUGAUUUUUUUCUUGAGUUAUAUAUUAUGGGAAUCGAAUAUUCUGCUGGUAUUAAGAGAUUUCUGGUAUUUUGGGAAUUGUUACUAAACACCAGCUUGUUUACUUGUUUGCUUAAAAUUCUUUUAACGUAAUCUCUCUCUCUCUCUCUCUCUCUCUCUCUCUCUCUCUGUGUGUGUGUGUGUGUGUGUGUGUGUGUCACAUCAAAUGUCAAUGGAAACAGAGAGCUGUGGUAAAUGGUAAUGCUAUUAUGUUAGUUAUGAUUUAUUAAUCCUAACAAUAAACUCAUUACUUUCCUUUUUCUUCAGCCUAUUCAUGUUUUCCAGGGAGUAUUUGCAGCUGACAAAGACACUAUGAUAUAGGAGUAGUAGAAAUGAAGAACAGAUUGGUGUUGUUAUUUAAAAGAAGAAAACAACAUGAAAAUGAUGUGUUUCUUGUUACAAUUAAAAUGUUUGUGUUGUAGUUCUAAAAAGGCAAUUAGGUUUAUACAUAUAUCAUGUUGGAGCCAUGAAUGAAGCGCCUUUUUUCUUUUGUGUAGUAUUUUUUUUAUAAUGUGUCUGAGUUCAUUUUGCUUCUGUUGGUUUGGCUUUGGCUUUGGCUUAUCUUCCUGUAAUGUAUUACUAUAUGUUGAUACAUUUCGCUAAGAACUUGUUCUUGCAUUGUUUAGUAGGAGUUAUAAAGUAGCCUGGCGUUUCUGAUCCGAAGGCAGUUUCUCCACUCCUGUUUCCAGAUCUUUCUCAGUCACUUGUGUUGAGGACUGCUUCAUUUGUAGCCGCCAGUCGUUUUCAUUCCUUUUCAGAUAGUUUUACACAUCCAGUCGUGGAGCAUUGCCCAACUCCAACACUCUUCCAGGAGAACUUCAUCACGAUUCUCAGACCACCUGGUUUCUGCUGGCCGGAUAAGUUGUUGGACAAAUUUAAACAUGGGUUAUCUUUGUGAUUUCUGUGGGGAGCAAAGAUCUGCAGUGUUCUGUAGGUCCGAUGCAGCUAGUUUAUGUUUGUCUUGUGACUACUCUGUCCAUUCUGCAAAUGCCCUUUCAAGGCGUCACUCGAGGACACUUGUUUGUGAAAGGUGCAAUUCUCAGCCAGCUUUUGUAAGAUGUGUAGAGGAGAAGGUAUCCCUUUGUCAGAAUUGUGAUUGGAUGGGGCAUGUUAAUUCAAAUGCAAGUCCCGGGCAUAAGAGACAACCCGUUAAUUGUUACUCUGGCUGCCCUUUAGCUUCAGAACUUUAUGCUGUUUGGCCUUUCUUCAACUCUCCUUCAGUUGGAGAUUCUGCAUGUGAGCGGGAAAUGGGUUCAGUGAAUAAUACUGAUAGCAGAACAAUAGAUUGCCAAGACCCCCAAGAAAAAGCGAAUGUGCAAAAUGAAUCCUUACGGGGUGAAGCUAGCAGCCAGCCUAAUCUGGACUUGGACAAAUCAGCAGGUUGGAUGGAGUCAUUAACUCCUCUUGUUGAUCAGAGGCUGCAGAAUGUGGAUCAGGCGACUGCAUCUACUAGCUCUUCCAUGCCCAAGGUUCCCUUGUCAGGAGCAAAAGGGCGUGCUUUGUACGCGGAUGAUGGUUGCUAUGAUGAUCUCAAUAUGGAUGAGAUUGACAUGGGUUUUGUAAACUAUGAUGAACUUUUUGGUAUGUCUCUUGAUAAUCCAAAAAAUAUUUUUGGUAACGAUGGGAUAUUUGGGAUGCAAUAUAUGUCCACAUCCAAUUGUGAAGGUGCUUCUGCUGCUGAGGUAUCAUCGACUGGAGGGUUGAAUCCGAUGCAACCAGCUUGCAGCGAUGUAGCACCUGCAGAUUCAGUUAUCAGCUCUAAAACUGAACCCAACUUAUGUUUCACUAAACAGGCACACUCAGGCCUGUCAUUCUCCGGUCUUACUGGGGAAACCACUGGUGGAGAUUAUCAAGACUCUGGAGUUUCGUCAAUGGCAAUUGUGGGGGACCCACCGUGGUACCCUCCAGGUCCUGAAAGUUCCACACCUUCUACUAGCAGGACCAAUGCUGUCAUGCGGUACAAAGAAAAGAAGAAGUCACGAAUGUUUGAGAAGAAGGUGAGGUACGAAUCUCGCAAGGCAAGAGCAGAUGUACGGAGGCGUGUGAAGGGACGCUUUGUCAAAGCUGGUGAAACCUACGACUACGAUCCACUUAGCCCAAGCAAGAGUUACUGAGUGAAAAAGUAAUCAAGGGUAUAAGAGAGCAACACUAAACUGGAGAUGCUAAAUGCACUAUGAAUCCUUCGUAGAAGUGUUACAUGGUAUGAGCAGAUAAUGCUGGACGACUGAUGCAAAUUUCUCCAUUCCCCUUGACAGCUCCAGAUGCAUAUUUGUCGUGGGAAGAGACGAGAAUCCCCCGACUGGGCACUUACCAGCUAGCUUAGAUUAGUAUUACCAGUGAGGAGAGGGUAAAGAGCCUCCAAGAGCAUCACCCUCCUUUCAAGGUGUACAUUUGUCAUAUAUCAGUGGAACAACAAUUCUGCACGGCCUGUGCAUUCGCGUGCAGAUGGCAGAGAUACGCUUUGCUCACUCGAGGAAUCUGGUUGUUCGCAUGCAGAUGUAGUAAAUAGUGUAUGUCUGAGAGCUUGGUGGAGUAGAACAAAGGAUUAACUGUAUUGCUAUCUAUUUUUCUCCUUUUUCCCUUGUUGGAUGACAUGUAUAACUGAUUCAUUAUAGCUGUAGUGUUAGCACAAAGGCUGAAAUUUGUUGCUCUUUAUAAAAGCCUCAUUUCUUAUUUGUUUAUACAUAUAGACACCAAUUGGUGGAUUUUGUUUGUCA
Salvia splendens (bonfire salvia) is the source of this 3008-nucleotide messenger RNA. RefSeq names its product zinc finger protein CONSTANS-LIKE 10-like. Bases 1173 to 2405 code for a protein of 410 amino acids. NCBI's taxonomy places the organism in Eukaryota, Viridiplantae, Streptophyta, Magnoliopsida, Lamiales, Lamiaceae. The transcript is spliced from 6 exons. The record is from RefSeq and is a predicted model, not a curated record. Gene Ontology annotation, molecular function: protein binding; zinc ion binding.